UAACUAUAGGUUACGAAUCAUGGUCUUGAAUAAUUUAUUAUGUUUUGCUCUUCGAAAACAGGAUAGUAUAUUUAAAUACAAUAAAAAAACAAUGUUGUUUGAUGUUUUUAAAUAACAGCUCUAAUAUCAUAUGAAAUAAGUGUCCCAUUUGUAAAAGUCACUAAUAUUAAUAAAACCCAACAACUUUAAAGAACGACGUAAUCAUAAUGUUUAAUGUAUAUGCUUUAUAUAAAAUUAUAGAUCUAUUUAUAUUUUUUAUUCACUUAUACUGUUUACGAUGUACUUAAUUGUAGUAUUGCUCUCACAAUAUUUUCAAUUUUUUAACAUACUCAUGAUUAGAAUAUAUCUCGCCGGAUGUUUAUCAUUUUGGUAGACAGCUGAUUAUGUGAACAAGAUGGUGAUGGUAAGAUUGGUAGAGUUGUUCGACACAAAUUUCUUGUCUGUUGACUUGAAAUUUUUCCUAAAUUCUACGAAAGGAGAAGUUUGGCGAGAGUUUGGUUAUGGAUACAACCCAAACUGUUUUGCAAACCCAAGUAUGUAAGAUAAUUAAUAAGAAAGUCAAUAUAUCGCCAGAGAAUGACUUGAAUGGGGAUCAAUGUUGUGCUACGAACAAACUCGAAAUUGGCAAUAGCGUCAAUGGUAUCGAAAGUGGCUGUAAGCCUAAAUUUAGGCCUAAUGUCAACUUCAGAUGUACGGAAAACAGGAAUCGUAGUAAUACUAUAGGAUAUGAUCAAGGGGAUCGUCGUUGCGUACAAUCUGCAGGCGAACUCUCAAACGUUAGUCGGAAUUGCAUGAAUUCUCCCAAUGACAUAAAAGAGCACGUGUCAAGAACAUCAUCAGUAUCAUCACUUGGGAAAAAUAAAAAGGAAGCUGUUAGUGUUAAUGAUAAUAACAUGAAUAAAGAGGUUGCCUCAAAGUCAGAAAACAUUAAAGCUUGUUUACAAAAUUCAGUGAGUGAAGAUAUAAAGAAGAAAAUAGAAAGAAUUUUGGAAGAUGUUGGACAACUUUCAGAUGUUGAGAAACUGUUGUUGUACCUGCAGUUACCAAGUGGUGUCCAACCAGAUAUUGAUCCACUCAAACAAAAAGUCUCUGGAAAUCCACUUGGCAAGAAAGCAGAAGCUGAAGUAGCUCAGACUCUUACAUGGAUCACAACUCACCUGGAGGAAGAUCCAGAUGUUUCUCUCCCAAAACAAGAAGUAUAUGAAGAGUACAGAGUAUUUUGUGAAGCCAACAAGAUUGAGCCAUUAUGUGCAGCAGAUUUUGGAAAAGUGAUGAAGCAUGUUCUACCAUCUGUGAAACCUCGUCGGCUUGGAACUCGAGGAAACUCAAGAUAUUGCUACUCUGGACUAAAAAAAAAAUACUUGUGGAUACCCCAUUAUUACCUGAUCUGGAUAUCAGUGGGGACUUGCAACCUGCAAAGUUCUCCCAAGUACGGAUUUAUUCUAAUUUUAAAGAAAUGGAUAAUUUCUAACAUUAACAGUGAAGAUGAUCAUUGUAGUACGGCAGCAUGUCAUCUCCUUUUUGAAUGGACAGAAAAUCUGUUAAACAGAAAAUUCAGGUCUGUUAAAGAAUUGGCUUACUUCCUUGUGGAAAAUAUGUAUGUAGAUAAUCAAUCAGUUGCAGCAUUUACCAUUCUGUCUUCAGGCUGUGGAAAUGACUCUGAAAAAGGUCAAAUUGGUAUACUGAAACAUAUGCCUGGAAGUCGUAGAAAAGAAACACAAAUGCAUCUUCAGAGGAAGCUACACAAAAAAGAAUUGAUUAAAGAACAAAAAAGAAAACUCGAUGAGCAACAGACUGUUGUUUUCAAAACACAAUCCUCCAAGUCUCUAUUAGGCAAUAAAACACCUGAAAUUAAUACAAAGUUGAAAUCCAAAUUACCUUCAAACCCUUUAGAGAAACACUGCAUACUUACUAAAUUUGCUGAUGAUGUUUCAAGUUCUAGAAACAUAAAGGCAGAACAGUUAAUGACAUCAAGUCCUGAAUAUGUUUAUGAUGCAGAUGACGAAAAGCGAGAAAGACACAAGUCAGAACCAUGCAUUAAAUCUGCUAGUGCCAGCAGUAUGACAUGGGAAAGAGCAUUGUCUGCUGCAAGAAUUUGUGAAAAUUCUGAUGAGGAAAAACCAAAAAGUGUAUUAGUAAAUUCUAUCAGAGAUUGCUUUGGAAGUAUGCAUAGUCCAAAUGAAUAUUCAACAAAAAUUAACAAGUUACCAAUACCAAGGAAUAGUAAUAAUGUUUCAAUAACUCAAGCAAUGCCCAGUAUCAUUAUUGUGCCCUCUACAUUUUCACAUUAUGUUCAAGUUCAAUCACAGUGUCCUGCUGAGCUUUCUCAAAAGUUAAGUGCAUGGAAGUAUAAAAAAAUCCAACCUAAACCAGUGUCUGAAGGAACAAGAUUAAGCUCUUUGCAGUUUAAAAGAAAUUUCUCAAUACUUAAAUAUAAUUUGCAAAACAAACUUGAAGGCCAUGAAAAGCAAGAUGUGCCCUUAAUUUCAGAUCAUCAUCUAAGAGCUUCAUGUAGUGAAAAAGGUGGUGUGUUAUGCAAACCAAAUACUUCUGAAAUUGAAGAUUUAUGUGAUGACAAUCAGAAAGCAGAUGAAUUGUUUGAAAAAAAUUAUAUAACAUUUAUUGAAGAUUCUGAUGCAGUAACUUCCAAACCAGAUGAUCUCAGUUUGUUAAUGAAGGACAAAUUAGAAAACAUUACAUUGUCUUCUUCUGAUAUACAUCCUUUAACUUCUGUGUCCAGUAGUAGUGAAUGUGAUGAUUAUUUAGGAUUUGAUGACCACACAGAGUUAAAGUUUCCUGUAGUUUCAGUGAAUUCAGCCAACAACACUGAUUUAGAAUUAUAUUGUGAACCCAGUCAACAGACGAUUAAACGUCAUUUUGAUGAAAAUGAUCCAAAUUUGAAAAAAUCGAAAAAACCUCAUUUAGAAUCAGCAAAAAAUGAACCAGAAAAGUCAGGGGAUGAAAAAUGUUUACCUUGGACAAAAUUGAAAUUUCAUAAUUCUUUAGUAAGAAAUUGUGGCUUGGGUCUAAUUGGACUUGGAAGUACUUGUGUAUCUGAAAGUGGUAAUCUUAUUUUAAAGCAAACAGAUAAUGAGGAUGUAAGUAUUCAUGAAUUGGAGAGUGAUGCACUGAUGGAAUAUAUGCAGGAAAAUGAUUCAGACUUUUCAAAACCAAAUAAACAUACAUCAGUUUCAUGUACAAGCCAGAAUGGGACAACUCAUUUUUCAGCAAAUUGCCCUAUCUCAAAAAGUAAUGAUUCAAGUGAGAAUAACCAGCUUUCACAGUUGAGGAUGUUAUUGGAAAAAAACUUGCCUCACACUGUUGCACAAGGGAUUUUAAACACAAAACGGUUGAACUUGUUAACAUCUGAAGAAAUUGUGAAAAAUUCUAAUAAUAAGUGUGCUGAAGAUAAAACGAUAAGGAAAGAAGGGUGUCUUGACAACUUUAGUGAGUUACGGCAAGCACUCUUAAGACCUGCCAUUUCAAAUCCAACAGUUCUGUGGAAACCAUCAUUAAAGGGCAGGAAGACAGCCUACAUAGGAAAUGUGUCUUCAAGAAAUCAGACUAAACAUAAUGAGAAAAUUUGUGAAAUGAAUAUGACACCACCUCAGCCAUAUUUUGGGGACAAUAAAGUUGUUCCAUGCUUUUCAGGACCAGGAACUAAGAAAGAUGAAGCAGAGCCAAGAUCACAGACUUCAUAUUUAUUCCAAGAGCCUAAAGAGCAAGAUCUAGGUAAAACUGGUAUUUGUUCAAAUUUUACUGAUGUUCAGACUAAGAUUGGUUUAUACACGAGUGGCAUUAAAGUUAAGAAUCAGUUGUCAGGAGAUUUGGAUUCUUUUACACAUCUACAUUCAGUACUUCGAUGCCCAGAUGCUCGACGAAGAUCUUUUAAUUUUGUUCCUAUAACAGCACACCAGACUCCACACCCAGAUACAGCAAGUAAUUCAGUUUCUGCUUCUACAGUUCUCUCUCAUGGAGAUUCAUCUAUUUCAACAGGAACUGGUAUUGGAGCCAUUGGAUCUUCCCAGCCUCCUAGUGCUGCAAGUAGCCCCUUUGUUUCUCCUAACACAACACCAACACCAUGGGCCACACGUUCACGUCAUAGUUCAGGCCAAAUUUCACAUGGAGCAACUAGAUAUACUCCAUUCCAAAGCAUAGAUUCUGGAGUGUCUUCAGUUACAGAUUCUCCUUUUGUGUCACCACAUGCAACCCCUGCAUCCAUUAGUAGGCUUAGACAUAAUUCUAGCCACAGCCAAGGAAAGACUGUCACAUUUAGCACAGGACCUGUCAUUAUGCAUACUCAACCUACUCACCAUGGGCAUAUAAAGAGAUCAAGACAUAGCUCAGGUCCUGGUUGUUCUCUUUCUGUACAGCCUGCUACUUCUCAAUUAGCAGCACCUAGAAGUGCUCCAUUGUCCCCAAUGAAUGGAGAAAUUUCUUCACAGUAUCCUUUCAAUCUUCCAAUUGUUAGUGGAACUCCAGUAAUUCAUUCUUUUCACAACUCAACUUCCAGUUUAAAUCCAUUAUCUCCAGUUUCAGGUCACUUUUCUCCUAAUGAACAUGUGAAAACAGAACUGUUAGGACUUUCUGAUGUUAAGCUGGCUAAUGAUACACAAAAUGUUUACCCACCCAUGCCACUUACUUUUGUCAUGGAAGAUAGUGAGACUCCAAGUUUCAAUCAAGAUACCAUUUCAGUACAAAGCCUUCACCCACACCUGUCAGCUCUUGAUGUACCUGAUACUUCAUUACAAACACAAACUGGAUGGACAUCUACUUCUAGUCAUAAGAAUAACCAGUUAUGGUGUAGAAGUAGGCAAAGGCAUGUUUCUGGAUCAGUUCUUAACCCGUACUCUGCAAAUGAGAAUAAUUUUUGUGACCCACUUACACAAGAACUGCAGAAUGUUUUGAAAAAUCCAUGCCAUAUUAAUAUCGGAAAUCGCAGUCAUUCAGUACCACCUCAUCAAAUGGUUCAGAAUUUUCUUAAUCAGAAUGAUAAUUCAGAUCUAUUUGAGGAAGAUCUCUCCAAGUCUCAUCCUUCUACUCCAGUGGUUAGUCAGUCUUUAAACUUUCCUUCUCCUUCUAUAUCACAUGCAGAUGAGCUAACAAAAUACAACACUGUUUUAUCUGAUAGCUUAUCUCAACAAGACCAUCUACAAGCCCCAGUCAACCAAAGUACUAAGUGGAACAGUUUUGAUAAUGACUGUGAUAAUAUGGAAGACAUUUCAUUAAGAACAAUUGUAAAUGACCUGUUGCAUGACCAGCCAUUAGAAGAUGACCUGCAAGCCACUUUAGAAGAUCUACAAGCUUGUGAUGAUUUUUCUAAAUUUGCUGAAGAACUGGAAGAAGAUUUUAAGAAUAACAUGGAAUUAGUGAUAUGAAAAAUGUUUUUUAUAAAAAUGUAUGAACUGCUGUCUAAAAAUAUCUAUAUAUGCAAAUUUUUACACCAAUUUAAAUAUGCUUUAUGAUGUUGAUUAUUUCUGCACUAUUUGAGAAAUAUUGUUGACUCAUCAUAAUGGUUUGUUUUCGUAUUAAUAAGAUGGUAUAGUGAAUUUUUGGACCGUUCAGCUGUAGCAGGAUUGAAAAAAAGUCAUUAAAGCACAACUUAUAAAUCUCAAGAAGUAUUACAGUAGUGGUUAAUUGUGGAAUAGUAACCAUAUUUUCAGGGAGUAAAUUGUGUGAAGCAUAUGUAUGAUCUAAUAAAACUCCAGUAAACUUACAGAUGUUUAAUGUAUUAUUUAAUAAUUUUCAAAUAAAUAUACAGUAGAAGCUAGCAAAAAUUCAGUAACAAGUUGAAGAGGUGUAGUUUACAGAGUUGCAUUUCUUCGUGAUAAAAUUUUAAAGGCAUAGAAUGGUGACAUACAUAUAAACUUAAUUAAUAACUUUUGUAUGAAUUAUGUUUUAAUAUCUUACCCUAUUAGUGUAACAUUUGUAUAUGUUAAUUAAGUAUUCAUAUUUUUUAUACAACCAGGCUGAAUCUGAAGUGGCAUUUCUAUGGGACAUGUUUUAGUUUAUAAGGUUUGUGUUCUUUUUCUUUUUUCUACAUUUUUUUUUAAUUUUCUAACAAAACCAAUGAAAUUAAUGGCAACAAAGAAAAGAAUGGUACAACAUGUCGUGGAUACUAAUGAAAAGUUUUAAAAAGGAGGAUGAACAAAGUGUUCUAAAGGUAAACACAAGUGAAGUACUUGAAACUUUUUAAAGUGGAUACUUUUGUUGUACUUGGUAAUAAGUAGCUGGUGAGCAUUGUUAAUAAUGUAAAUCAAGAGUUACCUUAUUUUGCCAAUAGUCCUAUAAUUUAUCUGGAGUAUUGUAUAGGAUAUGCAACAACUGAAAAAGUAACUGUAUUUAAUCCUUAUUUUGUUACCUUACAGCAUCUUCAGGGGUAUAUGUAAUUAAAUAGAUGGUAGGUGUAUACAUUUGAUGCAUAGGGUGCAAGGUUUUGAAAUUCUUCCAUAUAUUAUUUUUUUCAAAACUUGCCUGAUUUUAAGGGACUUGAGAAACAAAAAGAAAGUGGCAAUGUAUUUUGAUGAAUGUUUAAUUUCUUUCAUUUCACUUCAAAACUGCACAAACUCAAUGACAACUAACAAGGUUAAAACACUUUACCUUGGAAACAGUUUAGGACAUUUAUGUUAUGAAGUAUGGUAUGUGAUACUUAUGUCCCACAAUUAUUGUGAAGUGUAUAUACAUAUAUAUAUAUGUGUGUGUGUGUGUCUAUACACACUAAAAUAAUAAGACAAAACAUAAAUAGUGAUACUUAAUAUAAUUAUGAUGUAUUGUGAAUCUUUUAUAUAGGUGCUUGUAUUUCAAAUUGAAUAAAGAAAGCUCAUAUGAGACCCAAAUACAAAUCUGGAAUUUUCACGUACAAGUUAAAAGUCCUGGAAAAUUACAAAGUUUGCUUAAAUAGUGUGAUAGAGGCUUCAAAUACAGAUUACAGUAAGUUGUAAUGUUCAAUAAAGGAAAUCAACAAAAUUAUAUUUUGCAACAGUUUCUUCUGUGUAAAAGUUCUGCACAUUUAUUAUGUCCAAAGCAUACCACUCCUCCUUGCUGCUUUUAAUAAUCUAUUUAGUGUAGGAAGUUCAUAUCUGUGCUUGGUCACAGAAAAGAAAAAAUAUUUUUCAUACUUAGUGGAAAAACUGUAGUUCAUAUUUUGAGCUAAUUAUAAAUAUAUAAAUGUUAUGAUAUGUAAUUCAUUUUGAAAGUAUCAUAUGAUAGCCUUUUAGACUCAAGAAUAACAAAUGCAUUAAUCAUCAAAUGUUAGUGAUAGUUGAUCUUGUUAAACGAUAUUUUGCAAAAGUAUGUUAGAGGUUUUGUGAGGAUGCAGGAUAAUAGUACUCAACAGAAAUGUUUUUUUCUAACAAAAUGAGGUGUAGUUUCAAGCCCAGGUAUCACCAUCAUUCCUUUAAUUUUUCAUCCAGUAUGUCAUACUUAGUGAUGUAUAUGCAUAUUUUAAGUCAGCUUAUAUCCUCUAGCACAUUGUUUAAUGUAAUUUGAUUUGAACACUCAUUACACAAAAGCUUGAGAUUAGUGUGAAUGAAUACUAAUAUAAUAUUUUUAAAAUGAUAAAAUACUUUAUGUAAAGAAUUUGAUAGUGAAACUUUUUUUAUUCUCAAGCAUUGCUGCCAUUUUGUACAUCAAAUGUUUCCCCUCAAGAAGAGUGUACAUGCUUUUUCUUGGUAAAUCUCUAAAUAGAGGUAUUCAUAACAUUCACUCACAUGCCAAAAGCAAGAAUUGGUAGGCUUAUGUAAGAAGAGAUAUUCAGGUGGUUUUGCUACAUGACUGCUCUAUUGCAAGUUUGAAGUAUGUAGGGUGAAUAAAUUAUAUUAAAACAUUUGUUGAGCCUCAGCAUAUUUUUUAGUCUGUUUCUGAUCUCCAGUCAUUCUCUAUCUCAUGACUGUGCAUCCUGAUGAUAGCCCUAUAAUUUCCAUUGCAAAAGGCUUCAUCAUAAGGCUGUCAUGUCCAUAGCACACUACUCCUCCCUACUGCUUUCCAUAAUCUAUCUACCAUUGGAGAACAAUGGUUUUCCAGUGCUCAUUUUAAUAGUAUGAUCACACAGAAACUCAUAGGUCCUGCAUCUAGUGACUUGAUCUUUAUGUCGUUGUAUGGAAUAGCAUGACUACCCCUAUCAUUCUCCAGUUUCUUGAGAUACAUGGCAGUUGAAUGGACAUGGCAUGGAAGUAACUUGUGUACACAUGACUUCUGUUGCUUUUCCAGGUGGAGAUCUUUCUUGAUUACAUUGCAUACUGUUGUCUGGGACACUUGGACAGCUUUUGCCACAGAUUUUUGUGUUCAUAGAUUCUAAUCUAUUACAAGAUGUUGCACUUUGCUCACAACUGCUGGGGUAGGACUUGUUUCUUUCUUGAUGAUCCUGGUGCUAAAAUUUGAUUCAUAUUCUUUUGUUUUCCAAUGGCAUUAAGUACAAGGGCUAUCCACAUCUCGGAAAUUCUAAAUCUCCGAUAUGAACACAUUGUUAUGAUCCGAGUGUAUGAAUAUUGUUACGUCAGAAGGGACUGUUACAUACCCUUUCCAAAAGCAAUCAGUUGUAUCGCAUAUGAAAUUCAAACAAUACCAAAAUGUAGGACUUAUACAUUCUAGUUCACUACAACUUUAUUUUGGCUGUGGUUGUUAUGUGACUUGCUUACAUGCAUAUUCAAAAUCAUCUUAUUAUAACAUUACUCAAUUCUUUGUGGGUGUAAUAUAAGCUCGGCUUACAUAUAAUUUUCCAAUUUGGUACAACUCUCCCUUGGUGCAUUCGUAUGCCUAUUUUUCUUUGUAGGAUAUUCUUCCUCAGUUUUUACAUCAUGUUUUGAGCAUAUUUAUUGCAUCAAUAUAUAAAACAAUGUAUAAAGUGAGAUAGGUAGAUGUCUGCUUAAUGUUAGAGGGUAUUAAGCAGUCAUUGAUAUAAAACUAAUGAUAACUUUAUAAUAUUGGUUAGUUGAUCUUCAGCUAGUGCAAAAAUUGUUUGAACCCUAAAGAGAGCAAGUUGACGUAACAAACUUCACAUGUAAUUUUAGUUUCUCAUUUGGACUGGAAGCAUUCUCAAGCUGGAUAUGGUCAUUUCUCACAAUUUUUGGUGGAAUUUAGAAUUGCAAUUAGCAUCUAAAAUUGUAUUAUUCAGUAAAUAAGCUCCAUUUUUCUGACUAAUUCAUAUUAUUUUUCAAAAAUGGUUACAGAAUGAAGUUAAGAUUUUAACAUAUAAUUUGCUAUUGUUA
Molecule: messenger RNA, 9206 nt
Organism: Limulus polyphemus (Atlantic horseshoe crab)
Lineage: Eukaryota; Metazoa; Arthropoda; Merostomata; Xiphosura; Limulidae
Exons: 9
Coding region: 501-5378 (1625 amino acids)
Biological process (GO): regulation of transcription by RNA polymerase II
Molecular function (GO): DNA-binding transcription factor activity, RNA polymerase II-specific; RNA polymerase II cis-regulatory region sequence-specific DNA binding
Source: RefSeq, a predicted model, not a curated record